AUGUCUCCUAGCUCAACCCAGAUCUCACGUGCAUUGUCGACAUUCAAACCAGCCGAUCCAUUAACUAUUCAUGAUAUAAACCCAAAUACCGUUACUGCUAAGUACGCAGUUAGAGGUAAGAUCCCUAUCAUUGCAGAUGGUCUUCAAGAUUUGAUCAAAUCUCAACCACAAUCUCAUGGAUUGCCGUUCAAUAAGAUUAUCAAUGCCAACAUUGGUAACCCACAACAGUUAGAUCAACGUCCAUUAACUUGGUACCGUCAAGUGUUAUCCAUUUUACAAUAUCCAGGCAUUUUGGAAACCAAUGUUGAUUACCCUAAGGAUGUGGUAGAACGUGCCAAGACCAUUCUUGAGAGUAUUGGUUCCUUGGGGGCAUACAGUCAUUCACAAGGUGCCGCUUAUUUCAGAAAGUCAAUUGCUGAUUUCAUUGAACGCAGAGACGGAUAUCCUUCCAAUCCCCACAAUUUGUUCUUAACCUCAGGUGCCUCCACCGCUGUGUCAUAUUUAAUCCAAAUCUUGUCUGCUGAUCCAAAUUCAGGUUUCCUUAUUCCUAUUCCGCAAUAUCCAUUAUAUACCGCUACAAUUGCUCUUAACAAUGCCAAGCCAAUCGGUUAUUACUUGGAUGAAUCAAACCAUUGGUCAACCAACCCAGAAGAAAUUAGAGAAUUGAUCAAGAAGAACCAAGAUGAAGGAAUUAACAUUAAGGCAUUAGUCGUUAUUAACCCAGGUAACCCUACUGGUUCCAUCUUGUCUCCUCAAGAUAUGAUUGAAAUCAUUGAUAUUGCUGCCGAAUAUGGUUUGGUAUUGAUUGCCGAUGAAGUUUACCAAGAAAACAUUUUCAAGGGUAAAUUCAUUUCAUUCAAGCGUGUUCUUUGCGAAUUAUUGGAAAUGGAACCAGAAACUUAUCAGCACGUGCAAUUAGCAUCUUUACACUCGACUUCCAAGGGUGUUUCUGGUGAAUGUGGUCAAAGAGGGGGAUACAUGGAAUUAGUCGGGUUCAAUACCGAAGUUAGAGAUAUUGUCUUCAAAUUGGCAUCCAUCAACCUUUGUUCCGUUGUUUCGGGUCAAGCAUUGAUGGAAUUGAUGAUCAACCCACCUAAAGCUGGUGAUGAAUCUUAUGAAUUAUACAAAGCUGAGACCAAGGCCAUUCACAAUGAUUUGGAAAAAAGAGCUGAUUUAUUAUAUCAUGCAUUCUUGGAAAUGGAAAACAUUGAGUGUAAUAAGCCAAUGGGUGCCAUGUACUUGUUCCCUCUGUUGACUUUUGAUGAAGAAAAAUACCAUAAAUUGUAUUCUAGAGCUAAGAAUUCAGACUUGGGCAUUGAUGAUAUUUACUGUGUUGAACUUUUGGAAAACACUGGUAUUUGUUGUAUUCCUGGUAAUGGGUUUGGUCAAAAACCAGGUACUUACCAUUUAAGAACCACUUUCUUACCUCCUGGCCAAGAAUGGAUUGAUAGAUGGACCAAGUUCCACAAGCAAUUUAUUGAAAAGUAUAAGGAUUAA
This is a messenger RNA of Spathaspora passalidarum NRRL Y-27907, 1497 nucleotides long. It is a transcript of the gene ALT1, whose product is annotated as alanine transaminase. Gene Ontology annotation, molecular function: pyridoxal phosphate binding; L-alanine:2-oxoglutarate transaminase activity. Gene Ontology annotation, biological process: biosynthetic process. Bases 1 to 1497 code for a protein of 498 amino acids. Lineage: Eukaryota; Fungi; Ascomycota; Pichiomycetes; Serinales; Debaryomycetaceae. The record is from RefSeq and is a predicted model, not a curated record. The transcript has a single exon.